CUCUAGUACCGACCUACACGGCGCGGACGGAGGGGUGCUGGGAAGCGCAGUAUACUAUCUAAAUACUUAUCUAUCAAUCUGUCUGGUGGUUCUAGUUUCCACAACUCGUCCCAAGGUUUCAUGAAUCUAUUUCAGGUCCUCCGCAACAUUCUACAAGAUUUUCGACCCUCUACUCUUUGUCUUCAUUCGCAGUCUCCACCGACGAGUAGUUUAUUUUACCGCGUGCUGUAGUAUAGUAACGGUAGAAGAGCCCUUGCAGUUCUGUCACCGAAAUAAAAGAGAUAGGACGCGUCCUGCUAGGGCGGCAGAAAAAAAGAUGUCGCUGCAGUCCGCUUCCACCUACAUACACCUGCACGACAGGACGGGGGUGAAAACAGGUACAGUUUAUCGCAUUGUAAUCAUGCAUUACAAAUCUUCUUCAUUUUCUUGACUGUAAGUGCGCAUUACAAAUUGUAUUUCCCAAGCUUAGGAAAUUUGUAAUGCGUUUAUAUAUACGAUGAAUUCGAAUACGAUAUUUAUAUUUUUGCAAUUCAUACUUCAGGUCAAACCCUCCCCGCGCAACCGGUGAAAUACAUCGACCGUAAUGACCAGCUUCUGGCGUGGCGCGAACAGCUGUACAAAGAGAAGAAGGGGAAAAAGUCCUGGUAUUACAAGCACCAGGGGAACCUGUUGAAUGAUUUGCAAGCGAAAAAGCAAUCCUACGCCGAGUUUCACGCCUACAGAAACACGCCUUUCAGCAACGUGGGGACGGUGGAAGAUUUGAAGAAUAGCAGGAGAGCAAGGAGCGUACCACCCUCCGCCGCUGUGAAGGCCGCGUAAGGAUGAAAACGGUGCAAUUAUAGUUGAAUAGUUUAGAAUUAGAAUGAAGAUAAUCAAAACACCAGCAACGCUUUGUUUUCUGAAAUUGAAACUGUACUGUGCUUGCUUUGUGGUCUCCGAAUCCGUUGUACAAAAAUUUUUCGUUCCACUUUUGAUGCAUUGCGUCAUUGGGGUAGUAAGUUGUUUCAUCUGUUGGCAAGAAAGAGCGGCGACGAAGAUGAACAUUUUGAGCUUUUCUUGACAGAACAAAUGUAAAAAAAUAUUUUAUGAAGUGGAUGUGGAGUAAUUCUUGUACUAAAGAAGUGGCGGCUGUGUGGUCCGCAGUUUUUUUAUUUUGCGCGGUUUCUUGACCGUCAGUGAGUUUAAUCGCGCUGCGCUCUGGUCGAAGAU
Molecule: messenger RNA, 1209 nt
Organism: Amoebophrya sp. A120
Lineage: Eukaryota; Dinophyceae; Syndiniales; Amoebophryaceae
Source: the annotation of a GenBank genome assembly